GGUGCGGGGGGCGCGCCGCCGCUGCCGCGGCCUCCCCUUUAAGAACCGCCACCGCCCACGGCCCGCCGCUGCGGCAGGGACCUCCCCUUUAAACAGCGGCGGCUUAGUGCUCCGCGGCCCCCGCGGCGGCUGCUGCUGCGGCUGCUGCUCCUACUGCGGCUAUUGCUGCCGCCACCGCUCGACCUCCGGCAGCUGCAUCCUCGGCCCGGGCGGGGUCCCCGCCCCGCGCCUCGCCUCGCCUCGCCAUGGUGUCCUGGAUCAUCUCUCGGCUGGUGGUGCUCAUCUUUGGCACGCUGUACCCAGCCUAUUCUUCCUACAAGGCCGUGAAGACAAAAAACGUGAAGGAAUAUGUAAAGUGGAUGAUGUACUGGAUCGUCUUUGCCUUCUUCACCACGGCUGAGACACUCACGGAUAUCGUGCUCUCCUGGUUCCCCUUCUACUUUGAGCUCAAGAUCGCCUUUGUGAUAUGGCUGCUGUCCCCUUAUACCAAGGGCUCCAGCGUACUCUACCGCAAGUUCGUGCACCCGACACUGUCCAACAAGGAGAAGGAGAUCGAUGAGUACAUCACACAGGCCCGAGACAAGAGCUAUGAGACCAUGAUGAGGGUGGGCAAGAGAGGCCUGAACCUGGCCGCCAAUGCUGCGGUCACGGCUGCUGCCAAGGGGGUGCUGUCAGAGAAGCUCCGAAGCUUCAGCAUGCAGGACCUGACCCUGAUCCGGGACGAGGACACACUGCCCCUGCAAGGGCCUGACGGCCGCCUCCGCCCCAACCCCAGCAGCCUCCUGGACACCGCUGAGGACUUAGGAGAUGACCCUGCCCUGAGUUUACGGUCUAGCAUGAACCCGGCAGAUUCCCGGACAGAGACCUCUGAGGAUGAUGUGGGAGACAAGGCCCCUAAGAGGGUCAAGUCCGUCAAAAAAGUGCCCAAAGCUGAGCCACUGGCUUCCAAGACGCUGAAGACCCGGCCCAAGAAGAAAACCUCUGGUGGGGGUGACUCGGCUUGAGGUCCCAAUUCCCACAAGCUACAGAGCCCCUGCUCCACACUGUGCCCAUAGCCCAUGUGUCUCAGGCCCCAGGCCCCUCCGAUGGCUGUUUCUGGUGCCUGUCCAGUGGCCACUCCUCUGGAAGGGCUUGGAAAGGAGGAGGGAGGCCAUGCUGGGGGGGGUUGAGGGUAGAGGUUGGACUAGGAGCUGAGGACAGAGCCAUUCAAGGAGGUGGGGGUUCCUCAGAGCCUGAACCUCCAUUCCAGCCUUCCCUGCUCCAGCCCUGCCUGCCCACCCAGUGCCUUGCUGAAAACCAUGGCCAUCCGCUCCUCUGGGGUCCCAAUAUGCCCUUACUGCACCCCCUGGUCAGAGGUGGGAGUCAGUCACAGCCCUGAUGGACCAGAGAUGGGCCUGAAGGCAUCGGGGAGGGAGGGAGAGAGAGGGCAAGGCCUCAGGGAACCUGGGCGGGGGCUCCAGGCCACAGCCGUGAAUGGAGGAAAGGGGCUUCGUGUGUGCUUAAGUGACCAGGAUGGCAAGGCCAGAGCUGUAGCCGGGGGCAUUGGGUAGGGCUGUGUGCUACGUGUCCCCACUAAAAAGAGGUGGAGUUCCAGGGAUGUGAGUUUGAGUGUGUGUGUGUGUGUGUGUGUGUGUGUGUGUGUGUGUGUGUGUGUUUGUCUUUCUGGGUCUAGGGCUAUAGGGAUUUGGAGUAAAUGACUUUCCCUCCAGCAAUGGCCACCCCCCCACACCCUUAGUCCCAUAGCCAGCUGUCCCUUUCCCCCACUCUCAGCCCUCCUUCCUAGUCUCUGAGCCUCAGAGGACCCCAGCCUAUGAGAGAAGGGGGCUCCAAGGCCGGGGCCUCUCUCCUCUUCCGCCCUCAGUUCUUUUCUGUCUUCUCUCUUUCCUGCCCUGCCCUUACACUGGGGCAGGGCCCACUGGAGAGGCCCUUGCCGAGCCGGUUCCUUUCCUCCCCAUCUUGGGGCCCAUCCUCCUUUUCCCCAUCCUUUCCCUGUGCCAAGCGGACUGGGCCCACGUGAGCAGACCCUUAUCAGAGCCCAGCCUUUGCCCCAUACCCUGCCCCAGCUUCUGCCCGUGACUUCAGUCAGGGCCAGGAGGAGCGUGUGAAGAAGCAAAAACAAGGAGCCACGGGGCUCCCGAUUUUGUGGAAAGCGGAUGCUCGUUGGACCUUUGGCGCUGGAUGAGCCAAUAAACCAAACUCUGGCACCUCA
Messenger RNA from Hipposideros armiger (great roundleaf bat), 2209 nucleotides. It is a transcript of the gene REEP2, whose product is annotated as receptor accessory protein 2. Bases 246 to 1004 code for a protein of 252 amino acids. The transcript has 8 exons. Gene Ontology annotation, molecular function: taste receptor binding; microtubule binding. Gene Ontology annotation, biological process: endoplasmic reticulum tubular network organization. NCBI's taxonomy places the organism in Eukaryota, Metazoa, Chordata, Mammalia, Chiroptera, Hipposideridae. The record is from RefSeq and is a predicted model, not a curated record. Gene Ontology annotation, cellular component: endoplasmic reticulum membrane; endoplasmic reticulum tubular network; cytoplasmic microtubule.